Molecule: messenger RNA, 261 nt
Organism: Mesorhabditis spiculigera
Lineage: Eukaryota; Metazoa; Nematoda; Chromadorea; Rhabditida; Rhabditidae
Source: the annotation of a GenBank genome assembly
AUGCAUUCGAUGCUCUAUUGUUUGUUCUUUGCCGUCGUGCUGGUUACCGUACACGCCGAUAUUCAGAAUCAAUGCGCAACGUGGCAGGAUUGCCCGAAAGAUCAUUACUGCAAAGACGGCAUGUGCGCGGAGCAGAGAAACAUCGAACGAGGCGAGUUAUGCGGUGGGCGAAUUACGGGCGGGUGUACGCUUGGCUACCGAUGCUGCAGCCAGGUGAAGGGUGGCAUCGGAACGUGUCUCGAGAUUGGAGAAGUCUGCGAA